GAGAGAGAAGGUGUGCCCAGGCAGUCAGACCGACUGAAGAGCGAGUGUGUGCAAACUGGGAUGAGUAAAUGCACCCGGCGACUUAGCUGUUGAUACAGCCAGAGAGAAAGAGAGAGAGAGAGUGUGUGUGUGCACGAAAGCGAGUGAGAGUGCGCGAGCGAGAGAGAGAGCGAGGGUGAGAGAGAGAAGAAGUGAAAGGGAGGAAAAAGGGAAGAAAGAAGCAGAGAAGAGAAAGGGAGGAUACAACAACUACAACUAUGCUGUGCUGCAUAAGAAGAACCAAACCGGUGGAGAAGAAUGAGGAUGCAGACCAGAAGAUUGAACAGGAUGGGACCACCAACAAACCCGAGGAUAAGGCCCACAAGGCUGCUACCAAAAUACAGGCCAGCUUCCGUGGACACAUAACCCGGAAAAAGAUGAAAGACGGAGAGGAAGAGAAGGAGGGUGACAGUCCCGCUGCAGAGGAGGCAACAGAGGGAGGAGAGGAGGAAAAGAAAGCAGAGGGAGAGGAGGCACCUGCAAAGGAGGAAGAAGCUGCAGGGGAGGAGGCCAAAAAGGAGGAGGAGACGAGCCAAGCCAAAAGCCCGGUGGCGGAUAAGCCAGCUAACUCUCCGGCAGCGACGUCUCCUGUAGCGGCGGUGCCUGCUGCUACCUCUCCUGCGGCUGCCACAGCGCCCUCUGAGCCCCAGAAAGAGGAGCCAAAGGCAGAGGAGAAAGCUGAAGAGAAGCCCAAAGAGGUGGAGGCCCCAGCGGCGGCGGCCAAGAGUCCCACCACAGCCACAGCUGAGGAGAAGAAGAAGGAGGGGGAUAGUGAAGAGAAAAAGGAGGAGGCCAGACAAGCCGAUGUGCCUGCUGCUGUCAGCCCGACAGCUGAGAAGGAGGACCCUAACCAAACAAAAGAUAAACAAGAUGCUGUAGAAGAGUCUAAAGCAGAGGAGGCCGCCCCUGAAGAUGCAGCUGCAGAGGCCACCGAGUCCAAGGAUGACUAAGGCAAAGUCUCACCUAACGAAAGCAGAAAUUAAGAGUAUGAAGAAUAACACAAAAACAAAAAUCUAAAAUGGUUGCUCUUUGCCUUCCCAAUGUGAAGGCAGUACGUUUCUAUUUGUUUGUCAUUUUUUGUGUGGCAAUGAUUUUCUCAUGUUGGGGGAGUUUCCAGCGUGAAGUUUUUUGGCUCAAGCUAAUUCUAUGAGGAUGUGAUGGUGAUGAUGAUGUGGUGGAUUAUAAAAAAUGAUUGUUAUCUUGAUGAUGAUGAGGAAGAGGAUUUGAUUUGUUACAUCUUCACUAUCUAUUGUAAGUGGAUCAGUGUUGGCGUGAAUGCUCCCAACUGGAUUUUUACACAUUUAAAAUGCAUUGCGAAUGCACCAUACUUUAUUUGCAUUGCAAUGCUCCUUCUUCAAACCCAUUUUGCAAAUUUAAUCUGUCAUUCUGCACAUGCACGCACAAAAACAAGCCGGUUUUAAAAUGCAACCCUAGUUUUCAACACCAUACAAAUGUAUUGAAAACACAGCAAAUUGUCUGCCUCUUUGUAUGGAGAAUAGAAUGUAUUGUUAAAAUGUGUCACAUUUCCAGUUGGGCAGCUUUACAUUGAAUCCCAUUAUCACAUAUAGUACAAGAAUACUACUCUGUCUCUUUUCUGCUUGAGUCUCUCAAGCUUGGUUUACACCCCUUUUACAAACUGUUUACUCACAUAUAUAGUAAUGGACCUGUUGACAUUUAAAUGACAUGAUCAUAUAAUAAACUAUAGGACUCUUCUAUAGUGUUGAUAUAACUGGCUCUUACACGAUGUUCUGCCAGCCCAACGUGAGAACAAUAGCAUGAACCAUCGAACCAGAUGCAUGAUGGGAACUCUCCCUCUGAGAGGAACUUUUUCGCAGUCACAAAAACUUAAGAGGUGUGGCGGCUUCUUUUUGAUGUCUUUGGUGUUGUUAUGACAGUUUAUAUGAAUUGGAAAAAAAAUAAUCUUGCACUGAUGUUACAAAAAAUUGUAAAAAGGAAAAACAAACAAAUGAGCAAACAAAAAAUACUUUUCCCAUGUUCCAGUGAGUGCAAUGUCCAGUUUCAACCUUAUCAAGGAGUUCAAACUUGUGAGAAAAAAUAUGAAAAAAUAAAAAUGGUUUCAAUGUCUGUUUUCAAAAUAAAGCAAAUGUGCCAAUUA
This is a messenger RNA of Cheilinus undulatus (humphead wrasse), 2155 nucleotides long. RefSeq names its product growth associated protein 43 (gene gap43). The transcript has 3 exons. Gene Ontology annotation, biological process: regulation of growth. The record is from RefSeq and is a predicted model, not a curated record. NCBI's taxonomy places the organism in Eukaryota, Metazoa, Chordata, Actinopteri, Labriformes, Labridae. Gene Ontology annotation, molecular function: protein binding. Bases 258 to 989 code for a protein of 243 amino acids.